Messenger RNA from Gallus gallus (chicken), 4395 nucleotides. Its product is annotated as E3 SUMO-protein ligase RanBP2-like. Gene Ontology annotation, biological process: NLS-bearing protein import into nucleus. Gene Ontology annotation, cellular component: cytoplasm; nuclear pore. Gene Ontology annotation, molecular function: GTPase activator activity; protein binding. The record is from RefSeq and is a predicted model, not a curated record. The transcript has 25 exons. The coding region runs from base 169 to 4128 and encodes 1319 amino acids. NCBI's taxonomy places the organism in Eukaryota, Metazoa, Chordata, Aves, Galliformes, Phasianidae.
ACCCCGGGCUGUGACGUCGCGUGUGGUCGCGAUCGGCGUCGGCGGGCGUUGCGCCGCGUGCGGAGCGGGAGGUCGCGUUACGCACGAGUGCGGGCUUUUCGCCUCUUCCUCUUUCUCCCGGCGAGGUCGCUGACGACGAGUGGCGGCCGGACGGCCGGGCUCGUCGCCAUGCUGCGGCGCACGAAGGCCGAGGUGGAGAGAUACGUCGCCUCCGUACAGGCCGCCGCCUCCUCUCCUCGAGAGAGAUCGUUGAAAGGAUUCUUUUUUGCGAAGCUGUAUUUUGGGAUAAAAGAAUAUGAGCUUGCUCAAAGGCAUCUAUCUAUUUAUCUCCAUGUCCGAGAGAGAGAUCCCAAAGCUCACAGGUUUCUGGGACAGAUCUAUGAAGCUCAGGAUAACGUAGAAAAAGCUUGUGGGUGUUACAAGCGUUCUGUGGAGCUGAAUCCAAUGCAGAAAGAUCUGGUACUGAAGAUUGCAGAGUUACUGAGCAAUCACAACAUCACUGAUGAAAGAGCCAAGUACUGGGUUGAGAAAGCUGCCAGGCUCUUCCCUGGGAAUCCUGCUGCUUACAGACUGAAGGAGCAGUUACUGGAGCGUAAAGGUGAAGCUGGAUGGAAUCAGCUCUUGGAUAUGAUUCGAACAGAACUCUGUGCGAAACCAGACGAUCUCUACCUUAACAUCAGACUGGUUGCUCUCUACCGUUCAAAUAAUAAAUUAAGAGACGCUGUGCUUCAUUGUCAGGAGGUGGAGAAGAAAAUACCUGUAGACUCAAGCUUGGAAUGGUGUUCAUGUGUCAUAAGGACAUUUGAGGAGUACCUUGAAUCAGUACAAGACUUGGAGUCUGAUAGAAAUAAUUGGAGAGCUAUCAAGAAAGAUCAUCUGCUGGCCUAUUCUAGCUUGGUGAAAAUGACACUUGCUUCUAGAGAUGUUCAAGAAAGCAGAGGGGCACUUGAAAGUUUUGAUCGUGUGCUUCACUCUGUGAAACUGUGUGUGAAUGGACCUGACGAGCUGUCUCGUGCCUUCCUUGAAAUGAAAGGACACUUCUACAUGCAUGCUGGCACUUUCCUGCUGAAAAUGGCCCAGAACAGUGAGGCACAAUGGAGAGAUGCAUGUGAACUUGCAGCCUUGUGUUAUUUGAAAAGUUUCCAUAUUCCUAAACCAAAGUCAAAACUAGUAAAAGGAGAUGGUACUGGACAAGAUCUAUUGGAAAUGUUGGCCUGUGACCGAAAAAGCCAGUCUGGUCAUAUGUUGCUGAACUUAAGCCACAGCAAGGAGGACUUCUUGAAGAAUAUUGUGGAAAAUUUUGCAAACAAAAGUGGUUUAUUUACACUGUUUGAAAGCCUCUUUGGGAGUGGAGCUUCUAAAGAGAGAUCUUUCCUCAGCACGGAUGAUAUAGGAGAUGUCAGUACACAGGCACCAGUGCAAGAGGAACUGAGUGAAUAUGAUAUUGGUGCUGUUCGAAUGCACAGUGGGAGUCUCCAGCACCUUGUAUGGCUUGGCUUGCAGUGGAAUUCUAUGUCAGUGUUAUUCCCACUGCGUAAAUUAUUAGAGCGACUUUUCCACCUGCCCCAGGAGACAUCAAAACUUGAAACAGAUGCUCCCGACUCCAUUUGCUUGUUGGACCUUGAAGUUUUUUUACUUGGGAUGGUGUUCACUGGCAACUUAGAAUUGCAGGAGAAGUUGAAUACUCGCUGUGGCACGCAUCAGCCUCCUUUCUUACCAUUGCUGCUGUGCAAACAGUACUGUACUGAGAAGCAAAGAUCCUGGUGGGAUGCUGUUUGUACUCUUAUGCAGAAAAAAACAAUACCGGACUCAGUAACAAAACUGCGGCUUCUUGUUCAGCAUGGAUUAAGUACUCUGCGAGCCCUGGAGAAACACGGCCUUCAGCCUGCCUUAAUUAUACACUGGGCAAGAAGCCUGCAAAAAACAGGCAUUAGCCUUAAUUCCUUCUGUGACCAGAAACAAUACAUUGGAAGAAGUGUCUACUACUGGAAGAAGACUUUGCUUAGUUUGAAAACUAUCAAAAAGCACAAAAGUAUUCCUAAACCUACUGAUCCUCUCUUCAAACAUUUCCGUAGUGUGGACAUUCAGGUCUUUCAGGUUGCAGCCUAUGAAGAAGAGGCGCACAUAGCAUUUGCAACGUUGGAUGCGGUUGAGGGCAAAACUGAUGAUGCUUUAUUAGCGUUUGAAGCUAUUAAGAACGUGGUUUCGUACUGGAAUCUUGCCAUUCUGUGCCAACGAAAGGCAAAGGAGAUUGAGAAUGAUGCUAUGUUGCCAGAACAACGAGAAGAGCACAAAACCUAUCUUCUUAAAAGAAAGCAUUACUUGAUGAAGGUCAUUGAUGAAAGCUCCUGUGAUCCUUCAGUAGCCAACAAACUGCCGGUAUCUGUUAAAACGGUAACGGAAAUGCUGAAUGCAGUGAUCCAAGAGCUUGGAGAGAAUGAGGAAGAGGAAAGUCUUGCCUCCAGAAAUAUCUCACAGGCUGCAGGUCUAGAAGUGAAAUAUUCAACUCCAUCACCGAAGAGGUUAUCUUUCUCACCAGCUAAUAACUACAAGUUUUCUCCUGAAACUCUUCCUCAGUGGGCAGAAGAUCAGAAGUCCUUACUUCAAAUGCUGAGUCAGCAAGUGGAAGCUUUGAAGAAUGAAAUACAAGAAAUGAAACGUAAUAGAUCCGGUGUAAGUAUAUCAUCUCAUGGGUGGCCUGGUGAAAGCUAUGGAACAGAUACUGUGUCUGCUGGUUAUGAGAGAGCACAAAACCUUCAUGAAGUCCCUGUAACAGUUGCUACCUCUGGCCCAUCUGUUGACUAUAGCCAGUCACCUGCUUACAACUCGCAUCAAGUUCUAAGAACUGCCGCGACCAAUGUAACAUCAACAAAGGCACCUGUCUGUGGCAUGAAGGGACUUGCACCUCAGCAACAUAUAUAUGUUUCUCAACAACCGAUCCACACGCCACCUCUACAAAGCACUUCAGCUGGUGUGUUUCCUCAAGACAUCAAUGUGCCCAGUGAAUCUGAUAGCAGAGGCAGUUUUACGCCAACUGCCUUCACCACAUUUUCAUUUCGAAAGGGAGCCAUACUAAGCUCUUCCUUCGGUGAGUUUGAACAGUCUCCCUUGCAGAAGAAUCAGUGGGAGCAUAAAAUAUGUUCAGUUGGGAACAAAGCAACUGCAAAGAACGGUGUCUCCUGCCAAAGCCCAAAUCCAGAUAUGUGGGAAACACGUGACAUCCCUGUAACUGAAUCUGCUGCAAGUUUGAAAGCAAGUGGCAGUGCUGCACAGGACAAAUCAGGAUCCAUCUUUGCUACAAAGGAAGGUGAAGACUCUGAAACAGCAGUUAAGAAACGUAGCGGAAGACUGUCUCCCAGCAAUGAAGAAGAAGAAGAAGAAAGGGAGGUGUGGCAAGCCAGAGCAUCUCCUUGUGGCAAGGACGCAGUAGCUGGACUGGAAGGAACUGGCAGGGUGGCAGCAGACCUCAGCCGUGGUGACGCUGCUUCUGAUGCUGCUGCAGAAGCUUCGGAGCUGUGGAGCACCUCUGAAACGCCACGAAAACCAGUGGUUUCCCCCGCAAAGUUUGUAUUCCAGUGUGAAUCCAUCAAGAGUGUUUUCGGCAGUGAAAAGACCUUCCCCUUUGGAAAUACUUCCGCCCCCAGUUCCCUCUUUGGAUUUGGCUUUCAUCCCCCAAGAAAAAGCACAGCAUCCCAGAAAGCAGAGGAGGAAAAGCCAGGAGCAGCUGAACCACGCAAAAGCUGCGGUGCGCCUCAGAAGCCUUUGGAGAGCAAGGCAUCCCAGCUGGCUCCUGCAGCACAAGAUGGGCCCUCCAACUUCUCCUUUAAAAUUCUGGAAAAGGGCUCCUCAGUCACACAUAAAUUGGAGAGAGAAUGUGUUACUGCUUGGGAAAAUAAACCGUCUGAGGAGAAGGCUGGAGGAGCAACUAUGCAGGUCCCUUCUUCAUCUGUCUGUGGCAUUAGUAGUAACGUGGAGGAUGCUGAUCCAACAGGCUCUCAGAAAGAAGUUAAAACUCAAAGAAAGAAAGUGGUGGUAAAGUCUGGAGGAGAAGAGGAAGAAAUUCUCUUCAAAGAGAGGGCAGAACUUUACAGGUGGGACAGAGAUGCUACUCAGUGGAAGGAGCACUAAGGUUCCUCAUCCAUACACAGAAGAAGUGUUGCAAGAUCCUUAUGAGAAGGGACCAAGUUCUGAAAGUGUGUGCAAACCAUGUCAUCACCAAAGAAGUGAACUUAGUGCCCUCUGAUGCAUCAAACAGUGUUUGAAUUCGGACAGCUCUAGAUGAUGCUGACAUCUCUGCCAUCCUUGCCGUAGCAGGGAAAAAGCCAGAGGCCUGGAAAAGUACAUUUGCCCAAAGUGCCAUGCCAUUAUUGACAAACAACCUCUCAUUUUCAAAAA